ACAUGCUAAGAAAACAGAGUGAUAACAUGAUCAAUGCAGUUGCCAGUAGGAACAUUUUCCAGUUAGUUUGGGGUAGCUGACCGUUGCAUAUUCUACUCAUGCAGUUCUGGUUUUGGGAUGUUGAACCCAUAUAAAGGAACCUACUUCUCUUGUCCACAUACUGACAAUUUUAGCAAGAGAUGACUCUCCAGGAAUUCCCAUAUUCCUCUCAGCUUCACAACCAAAAAGACAAGAUCACAAAACUAGUGGUGACAAAAUCAACCUUUAUUUUGUCUUUAUCUUCUUGAGCCUUCCUACACAAAGAAAUAGCUUCAAUGUUUUCAUCGGACCCAGUCUUGUUCUAUAUAAACUCUCACCAUAAGAACUGUAGAGCCUACUGAAUUGGAAAUAUUUACUUCUAAGAAGCUUCAGAAUCUCUGGUCUGGUUUCUCUCAGCUGGGAGGUUUCUGGGAAGAGCAACCUGUAUGGAGUCUGGCUCACCUUAUCAGUGGCUGAGAGAGCUGAGAUGGGACAAUGGAGGCUUUAACCCAAUCUCUGUGCUUCUUGAUUGUGCAAAAUGUGUUGCAACUGGAAGCAUUAAGAAUGCAGACAUGGGUCUUGAGUUCAUCUCCCACCUUGCCUCACCUGAUGGCGAUGCAGUUCAGAGAAUGGUCACUUAUUUUAGUGAAGCCCUUGCUUACAGAAUCAUCAAGAACCUUCCAGGUGUCUAUAAAACCCUCCAUUCCUCAAAACCCUCACCAACCUCAGAACAAGUCUUGGUCCAAAAAUACUUCUUUGAGCUGUGUCCUUUCUUGAAACUAGCGUACUUGACCACAAACCAGGCCAUUGUUGAAGCCAUGGAAGGUGAAAAGCUUGUUCACAUCAUAGACCUUCAUUCUUCUGAACCUGCACAGUGGGUUGACCUUCUGAUGACUCUGAAAAAACGUCCAGGUGGCCCUCCUCACUUGAAGAUCACAGGUAUUCAUGAGAAGAAAGAGGUUCUGGAUCAAAUGGGGUUUCAUUUGACCACUGAAGCAGGAAAACUUGACUUCCCUUUACAGUUCAAUCCAAUUGUGAGCAAGAUGGAAGAUCUUAACCUUGAAAGCUUGCCUGUCAAGUCUGGAGAAGCACUUGCCAUAAGUUCUGUGCUUCAGCUUCACACUCUUCUUGCAAGUGAUGAUGAUGUAGCUGCCAGAAACUCACCAGCCACACCCAUGAAUCUGCAGAGAGCCGUUCAUCAUCAUCAUCAUCAGCAGCAGAACCAAAGGACUUUUGCAGAAUGGUUAGAGAAGGACAUGAUCAAUGCUUAUAUCACAAGUCCAGACUCAGCACUGUCACCACUUUCUCUCAGUGCUUCUCCUAAAAUGGGAAUGUUUUUGAACUCCUUAAGGAAACUCCAACCCAAACUGAUGGUGAUCACUGAGCAAGAAUCAAACCUUAAUGGGUCUAACCUAAUGGAGAGGAUAGAGAAAGCACUGUACUUCUAUAGUCCAUUGUUUGAUUGCUUGGACUCAACUGUUUCGAGGACUUCAUUGGAGAGACAGAAACUUGAGAGUGAACUGCUUGGGGAACAGAUCAAGAGGAUCAUAGCCUGUGAGGGUUUUGAGAGGAAGGAAAGGUACGAGAAGCUUGAGAAAUGGAUUCCAAGGCUGGAAAUGAUUGGUUUUAAGAGAGUUCCAUUGAGCUACUAUGGGAUGUUGCAGGCAAAGAGAUUGUUGCAGAGCUAUGGAUACAAGUACAAGAUUAGAGAAGAGAAUGAUUGUUUGCUUCUGUGUUGGAGUGAUAGGCCACUUUUUGCUGUAUCAGCUUGGAGUUAUAGAAGAUGAAUGUGUGAUUUCAUAUGAAUGUCCCUCUAUUAAUGUAGGGCCGUGGGUUAUUUGGGAAAUAUAUAGUUGAAUAAUCUUUAUGAUCCACUCAUUGGUUUGGAUUCUUUUUUCAGCCAAAUUAAUUGAGCUGCUAACAAAACUGAAUCAAUCAAUUAAAUUUUAGGGUGACAUAUGAAAUGAACAAAUAAA
This is a messenger RNA of Prosopis cineraria, 1994 nucleotides long. RefSeq names its product GRAS family protein TF80-like. The transcript is spliced from 3 exons. The record is from RefSeq and is a predicted model, not a curated record. The coding region runs from base 465 to 1805 and encodes 446 amino acids. Gene Ontology annotation, molecular function: DNA-binding transcription factor activity; sequence-specific DNA binding. Lineage: Eukaryota; Viridiplantae; Streptophyta; Magnoliopsida; Fabales; Fabaceae. Gene Ontology annotation, cellular component: nucleus. Gene Ontology annotation, biological process: regulation of DNA-templated transcription.